ACAGUAUUCUGUCAGUUGCAGUUGACCACGCCAGUUGUCACCAUCUGGAUGAGAGUUCCUCCGGAUGAGAGUCGGUCUCGUUUAUGUUGGAACAAGAUACUUUCUGAGGGAGAGUGAGUGAUAAGACCUAGUGUGCGAGGUGUGGCCUGGCUAGGCCCCGCCUUGUAUAAGAUCUCGUCGCACCUCGAGCCUGGAACGAGUUCACGACCUCGAACUUCACAAUGAUCGGCUUCACGUUCUUGUGUCUUCUCUCAUCGAACCUUUUGAACUUGUUCCAAAAGGAUGGCAGUACCUUCGGGUUCGCCGCCGUGCCGAACGGCGCAGAGUUCGACAACUCGAUCGACGCUGGCCCCGAACCUCAUCUAGAGAAACCCGAAGUCAGCGAUAUCAGAAACUUGAUACGGGCAUACAACAACGAUAAACGACCCGUUUGUCCGUGUGGUCUCAUUGGACAUACGCGCCAUAAACGCGUUAUAGGAGGAUCACCAGCCGAUAUUCAUGCAUAUCCAUUCGCCGUCAGCUUGCGGAAAACCUUGAGCAAUGGCGCGCCUUACCCAUAUUGUGGAGGGACGAUUCUGACGGAGAGACACAUUGUGACCGCGAGUCACUGUUUACUGAACAAAUUACCAGGAGAUCUCAGUGUCGAAGUCGGUCGGACCAACAUAUCCGGUAUCGAGACCCGGGCGGAUCCGUUCAUCCGCAGAGUUGUCAGAAUCGAGCGUCACGCUUUCUACGAUCAGCCAACGUAUAACAGCGACAUCGCAGUGCUCACUCUCGACAGACCGCUGCAGUUCGGUACUACGAUAAAUCCAGCUUGCAUUCCGCCGUACGGAAGCGACGUUCUCGACGGCACACCUGGACAGGUGGUCGGAUGGGGCCGUUUAGCCUACAAGGGUAAGAAAUCAGAAACGCUACAAAACGUCACUCUGCCGAUCGUGUCCAGAACUCAGUGUCAAAAACCCUUGAAACAUCGGGUAUCCACGAACAUGAUCUGCGCGGGAGGACUCGAAGAACGUGACGCAUGCGUGGGUGACUCCGGGGGACCUCUGGUUGUCAAGUCUCGGAAUACGGCACUCCUCAUCGGAGUUGUGUCUUUCGGGAAGAAGUGCGGUCUUCCGAAUGUAUAUGGAGUUUAUACCAGAGUUGGCUUAUAUGUUAGGUUCCUGUACGAGAAGACCUUAGAUUCGAAUUGUAAACCCGGGAUUAUGUCGAUGAGAGAUUACCGGUCGGUGGGGGACACGAAUGCUUGGGUGCAGUACAGCGUGAACCGGAGACCUCUGUGAUUUUUGAUAGGGCUGGAAGCCGCUCUGAAUCAAUUGCCGUCCAUCAGUUUUUGUUAUACAGUAAUAAACCGAGAUGACGAAA
Molecule: messenger RNA, 1365 nt
Organism: Galendromus occidentalis (western predatory mite)
Lineage: Eukaryota; Metazoa; Arthropoda; Arachnida; Mesostigmata; Phytoseiidae
Product: coagulation factor IX
Exons: 7
Coding region: 222-1283 (353 amino acids)
Biological process (GO): proteolysis
Molecular function (GO): serine-type endopeptidase activity
Source: RefSeq, a predicted model, not a curated record